AUGCCGGACGGUGAGGGCGAGCGGCGGGCGAGCGCGAACGAACGCGCGGCGCUGCGGCGGUUGGGGUGGUUUACGGCGGCGCUCGCGGCGGUGCCGUACGCGACGUAUAAAACGACGCUGCGGACGACGUGUCCGGCGGCGUACGAGAGAUACGGAGCGACAUUUUUAGCGACUGAGAGUGGACGAGCGACGUGUGCGGGGAUGUUUGCGAUCGUGGCGGUGAAUGUAGUUUUGCUCUUGUACGUCGCUUCGGCCCUGCGCGGCGGCGACGAACGGCUGCCGGUUCCGGCGAAGAAGGCUGACUAA
Ostreococcus lucimarinus CCE9901 is the source of this 306-nucleotide messenger RNA. RefSeq lists its product with no specific name. The transcript has a single exon. NCBI's taxonomy places the organism in Eukaryota, Viridiplantae, Chlorophyta, Mamiellophyceae, Mamiellales, Bathycoccaceae. The coding region runs from base 1 to 306 and encodes 101 amino acids. Gene Ontology annotation, biological process: vacuolar proton-transporting V-type ATPase complex assembly. The record is from RefSeq and is a predicted model, not a curated record.